ACGUGUUUGUUCUGCAGCAGCAACGUGGGCUCGGAUGCUUCGUAAAUAGAGGAGAAUUCAUCAGAGACACGGCACCUGUCGAAGCCUGCUUCUCUCCCUAGCUCUUUAGUCUUCACAUGCCACUAUGAAGUACAUCUUGGUUACGGGUGGCGUUAUCUCUGGAAUUGGUAAGGGCAUCAUUGCCAGCAGUGUGGGAACCAUCCUCAAGUCCUGCGGCCUUCACGUCACUGCUAUCAAAAUCGAUCCAUAUAUCAAUAUUGAUGCUGGGACCUUUUCACCUUAUGAACAUGGUGAAGUGUUUGUUCUCGAUGACGGAGGAGAAGUGGAUCUAGACUUGGGAAACUAUGAGCGAUUCCUGGACAUCCGUCUUAUCAGAGACAACAACCUCACCACUGGAAAGAUCUACCAGUCUGUAAUCAACAAGGAGAGGAAAGGAGACUACCUGGGCAAGACAGUACAAGUGGUGCCCCACAUCACGGAUGCCAUACAGGAGUGGGUAAUGAAGCAGGCUCGGAUUUCAGUGGAUGAUGACGGUGUGGAGCCUCAAGUUUGUGUCAUAGAGCUGGGAGGCACCGUCGGGGACAUUGAGAGCAUGCCUUUUAUAGAGGCCUUCAGACAGUUCCAGUUCAAGGUGAAGAGGGAGAACUUCUGCAACAUCCAUGUCAGCUUGGUCCCACAGCCCAAUACAACAGGAGAGCAAAAAACCAAACCGACCCAGAACAGUGUCCGAGAGCUCAGAGGGCUGGGCUUGUCUCCAGAUUUGGUUAUGUGUCGCUGUGCAAUGCCUCUGGAAAGGUCUGUCAAGGAGAAGAUCUCCAUGUUUUGUCAUGUGGAGCCCACACAGGUGAUCUGUGUCCAUGACGUCUCCUCAAUUUACAAAGUGCCCCUGCUCCUGGAGGACCAAGGUGUCGUGGACUACUUCUGUAAGCGGCUAAACCUGCCUGUUGAGAUGAGACCCAGAAAGAUGCUUACAAAGUGGAAGGAGAUGGCUGACAGAUCGGACCGUCUCUUGGAGCAUGUUUCUAUAGCCCUGGUGGGGAAAUACACAAAGUUAGCAGACUCCUACACGUCUGUUAUUAAGGCACUGGAGCACUCAGCCCUUGCCAUUAAGCACAAACUAGAGGUCAAGUACAUAGACUCUGCUGACUUGGAAGCUACCACUCUGCAAGAUGAACCUGUGAAAUAUCAUGAGGCCUGGCAAAAACUCUGCAGUGCUCAGGGUGUGUUGGUUCCAGGAGGUUUUGGUGAAAGAGGAACAGAAGGCAAGAUGCUGGCUAUUAGCUGGGCAAGGAAACAGAAUAAGCCAUUUCUGGGCGUAUGUUUGGGCAUGCAGCUGGCAGUGUGCGAGUUUGCCCGCAAUGUUCUCAAAUGGGAAGAUGCCAACUCCACAGAAUUUAAUCCCGAAUCAAAACACCCUGUGGUGAUUGACAUGCCAGAGCACAACCCUGGGCAGAUGGGUGGAACUAUGAGACUGGGGAGGAGGCGGACCAUUUUCAAAUCCAGCACCAGCGUCGUGAGAAGACUGUAUGGAGAUGUGGAAUAUGUUGAAGAGAGGCACAGACACAGAUUUGAGGUGAAUCCGGAGCUGAAGCACCACUUUGAAAAGAGGGGACUUCAGUUUGUCGGUCAGGACGUGGAGGGAGAGAGAAUGGAGGUCAUUGAAUUGGAGGACCACUGCUACUUUGUUGGAGUGCAGUACCAUCCAGAGUUCACCUCCAGACCCAUCAAACCUUCUCCUCCAUAUUUCGGUCUCCUGCUGGCUUCUACAGGAAAACUCCAGAGCUACCUGGCAAAGGGCUGCCGUCUUUCUCCUCGGGACACUUACAGCGACCGCAGUGGCAGCAGCUCACCUGACGUGGACAUCACUGAGCUGAGGUUUCCCUCUUUGUAGGUGUCGAUCUGAACAAAAACUGAUCUGCCCUUAGCAGAUGCUGCAAAACCAAAAUUUGUAUCAAACUGUUUUUACGCUGUUUGGCACAAUAUGCUGGUAGUCAUUCGUACACUAAACAUGUUAUGCCUUCGUGUCAAAAAAAAAGUAUUUUAACUCUGAGAUUUUACUGCAAAAAAAGCAAAAAUUCUAGUUUUUAUGGGAAAACUGUAAGAAAAUGUGCAUGCUGUGGAUAAAUGAUAAGACAUGAGCCUGUCAGUAGAACGUAUGCAGUAUCAUUAAUGGCAAGAUGCUUGGAUGAAAUUGUGAGAAGAUGUAAGAUGUGCUUUGCAGGUAGGCAUAAAACCUUGUGACUCCUCAGAAUUAACAGGUGAGUUUGCAGGAAUCAUGACAUCAGUGUUUGGGUUUCUUACGUCAGCCAUCCUGCAAAUCGGUCCAAUCCAAGCAGCUUGUAUUCUCCACGUUUUGCCUCUGUGUCAUAGCAGUUAGACAUGUUAUUGAUACAUUUACCUCUUCAAAAUGCGUGUUUUUUUUGGGUAACAGUUUUGUUUUAUGUAUGUCUCCUCUUGGUUUGAAUGCAAACUUUGGUUUUAAGUAUUAUUGCUGUCAGGCUUGUACAAGUAUGAGAUUAACUUGGACCACAAAGCUUGUGGCUGUGGGGCGUGUACGAAACAUUAUGUUGUAAUAAUAUCCAUGUGUAAGGCUAAUAUGGACACUGGGUUUUGAUUCCUGUGCAGAAACUGAUAUAUGCAGACUUGAGUGUUAUAAGGUUUUGUUUUUUUCCCCCCCUCCCAUAAGCCAGGACUCAUCGGUUCAUGUUGCAUGACUUUAAGGUUUGAGCCUUUUUGCCUUUUACAGACAAAUAGGAUUUUGUAUUCCAUUUCCUCUUGCUGCCAUAUCUGACCCAGAGCUUCCUAAAGUGAAUAAUGCUGAUGCACAGUCAUCUGACAGUCCAGUAACAUUAGGUGACCUUUCAGUCAAUUCUAAGAAACAGGAGAUGAUAUUUUGGCAUUAGAAAACUGAAAAUACAACCUCAGUUUGCUCUCAAAACAUCAGUAGCAGCCACCUGUAGAGCUUUAGCAUCAAACUUCCAAGGUACAUUUUCAGGCUUGUUGCCAAUGCUUUUGUUUGUGUGUUGUUGACCCGAAUGUAUCAACAUACCAUAUUUUUCUAUUAUGAAGUUUAGAUGCAUGCGUGACGCAACAUGUGGUUUUACUUUGAAUUAAAAUUUUAUUUGUCAUGAUAAA
Stegastes partitus (bicolor damselfish) is the source of this 3135-nucleotide messenger RNA. Its product is annotated as CTP synthase 1-like. The coding region runs from base 125 to 1891 and encodes 588 amino acids. Gene Ontology annotation, cellular component: cytoplasm; cytoophidium. Gene Ontology annotation, molecular function: CTP synthase activity; identical protein binding. Gene Ontology annotation, biological process: CTP biosynthetic process; pyrimidine nucleobase biosynthetic process. Lineage: Eukaryota; Metazoa; Chordata; Actinopteri; Pomacentridae. The record is from RefSeq and is a predicted model, not a curated record. The transcript has 18 exons.